AUACCAGAUUAGAAAAUUAUCAAGAAAAUCACCUGACACCUCUGUGCCACAAGCCCACAACCCAUUUCCGAUUCACUUACCAGUCUUCCAAAUCCCUAAUCUUCCCUAACACCGAACGGCAGCCCACUUCUUUGUCCAGAAUCACUCCCACCUCUUCACUGAGGCUGCUGCUAUGUCUUCUCUCUUCACCGUUGCUGCAGCUAUGUAAUGUCUCUCCAGCGAGGCUGCAACCUGUGACCUCAUCGCCGAUCUGCUCCCCUCCGGUAUUAUGCGCCUCUCUCCGUCGCUGUUGUGCUCUCUGCUCACCCAGUCUCGGUCACUUCCUCUGUACUCUCUCUCGCCGCCGUUGACACUAAUUCUACACCAGUCACAAACUUGUAAUGAAGAGCAAGUUGGGUAGGGUAUCAAAUGCUCAUGGAACAUAUGGUAACUUUCUUUGCAGUUUCAGCUGAGACGCAAGUGGUUGCGGGACCUAUCUUAGUUUCUUCCUUGUUCCUGUUUCCGUUAAAAUUGUAUUCUACAUCUAUCGGGCAUGAAAAGGAUGAGGGGAUGGCACCGUUUUCUUUUUGGUCUUCCUCUAAUUUUAUUGCUUACUCAUCUAUUUUCUGUGAAGGAGUUGCAGCAGAGUUCACAAACGAUGGAACCUCCCGAGAAACUUAAUAAAAAAUUUGAUCAUCUGGUUCUUGGUCCUGCGGCUGGACAAGGCUUAUCUAAUCGAUUGCAAUGCCAAGGAACAAAGGCUCUUAACAGAACACAUGGUUCUAACGGAAGAUCAUCUUUGGAGGAUAGUGUUGCAUUUGUCACUGUUUUUACAAUUUAUAAUUCCUCAGUCAAUACUGCAGAUGAUAAAGCAAUAAAAACAGAAGUUGGCAGUGCUUCAUAUAAUAAGGUUGAGAGGUCAAUGGCCGUGCUGAAUGCCUUCAUUAACUUCAUUAAGGUGGCAAUGCCCCGGAGCAAUGUGAUUAUUCUCACGGAUCCGAAGUCUGACUUCUCAGUACAGAGAAGCCAAGUUACCCUUUAUCCUAUACAAGGUGAAUAUUCACGAGACAAAUUGAUGCUCCAAAGGAUCAGGUCUUAUAUUGCCUUUUUGGAUUCACGGCAUAAGAUGCUUUCUCAGAGGCCAGGGAAUAUCACUCACUACAUCUUCACCGAUUCUGAUAUGGCAGUGGUUGAUGAUUUAGGGCAGAUUUUUCAUGACCAUCCGAAUUUUGACUUGGCUCUAACAUUUAGGAACAACAAGGGACAACCGAUAAAUUCGGGAUUCAUUGCAGUCAGGGGUACUCCUGAUGCAAUUUUAAGGGCAAAGCUUUUUCUACAAGAUGUUUUGAGAGUUUACCGCAUGGAAUACAUGAAAGCUUCACGGAUGCUUGGAGAUCAGUUGGCGCUUGCUUCGGUUGUGAAGUCCAAACCUCAAUUUGAUGCCAACAGGUUUUCCAAAACUGUUGCUUUCACCGAAGACAUUCGCGGUACUAAAGUAUUGUUCUUACCUUGUGCCAUGUACAAUUGGACUCCGCCAGAGGGUGCUGGACAGUUUCGUGGCAUGCCAUUGGACGUCAAGGUUGUUCAUUUUAAAGGAUCAAGAAAACGAUUAAUGCUCGAGUCUUGGAAUUUUUAUUCCUCUUCUCUUGAUAUCCCAGAUAUGUUGUGCCUCAUUUUAGCAAGCGGAAGAACAAAAUACGAUUUUUGAAAAGUGUUUACUUGUAAAAUGUUCUUGGGAGUGCAAAUACCCAAUUGAAAAAUAUUUUUGUUCAUAUAAAUCAGACGAUUUGUUAUGAAUCAUGUCAGAUUGUCAGUAUUCAAUCCAUUUAUGUUUCUAUCACUUUUCAUCAA
Molecule: messenger RNA, 1830 nt
Organism: Arachis ipaensis
Lineage: Eukaryota; Viridiplantae; Streptophyta; Magnoliopsida; Fabales; Fabaceae
Product: polyphosphatidylinositol phosphatase
Source: RefSeq, a predicted model, not a curated record